AUGCAGCCGGAUUCUGAGUCCGAGACCAGUGCUGGUGGCUCCUUUGUGCACAGAGACGACCUUCGCCUGUUAGAAGAGUCAUUUCAAGAUCAGCUAGCUUCGCUUCAGUUGCGUGUGACGGUCCUGGAGAGCCGCCUGCGCCCGAUCAACUUAGAGGGAGCUCUUGCCGCACCCAGUGUUUCCAGUGCUGAGUCUGAGUUUGAGCCCAGCCUGGAGGAUCUCGUGGCAGCUUAUCCGAGAGUCAUCCCGCGUGUGUGGGGCUUCUUGCAAGCUUCAGAUCGCCGCGCAUUGCUCGUGGCCUCGGCCCCUGGAGACAUCCAAUACAUUGGCGAUCAGUGCACCUUCCGCUGUCUUGCACAGGGAGCUAGUGUAGAUUUUGGUUUGGGUGUCCGUUUUCCGGCUCAGUCGCAUAAUGCACCGGCUCUGGGUUUCAGUUCGAUCAAUGACGGUCAUGCCAAGCAGUUUGAGCAGGGCAGGAUCAUCUGGGAAAUGCUCAAGCCCCGGCUGCUCCCGAUCUCAGAUUGCCUUGCCGACUUGUCAGGUUCUUUUCACGGCGACGUGCUUGAGCACCGCAUCCUUAGCAGUGUGGCGGACACAACUCUUGUGCGUUACCUCAGUGCUGUCAGGCAUUUCAUUGAAGCUUUGGAGUGCUUGGGGGUGCCGGUGUCGGAUAAGGUCCGGCAAGUGGAUGUUGCUGACGCUUUGCUGGUCAUGCAUAAAGGGGGCAGCCAAGUAGGCAACAGUCUUAAGGCAAUCCGCUGGGCACGCAAGGCACUCGCUCUCCGCCUUCCGGACUUGUAUUCAGGCAUCAUGUUGAACAUCUCAGGUAAAAUCGAGGCGGACCGCAAGGAAGCACUUCCGCUUCCCAUGUUUGUCCUGGGACUUCUUGAAAGGAGCUUGAUUUUGGCUGAGGGUUCUGUGCAGCAUCGCUUAUUCAUAGGCGCGGUAUUGGUCUGUUGUUGGAGCAGUCUUCGUCUCAGCGAUGCUCAACACACCAAAUGGACUUCGCUUCAGUCCGGAUCCUGGUGCUUGCGUGGAGUGAACUUCCGCACUAAAGUUAGUCGUAGAGGGGUCCCUUUCGGUCUGAUAACACAGGGCAUUUAUGGUUUCAAGCGCGAGUUCACACGCACUUGGGUGGCCAAGUAUCUCUUUCUCUUGGGUGAGGAAUGGGAUGCAGUGGUCAAUCGUUUUGGAGAUGUGACGCCAGACUGUCUGUUCUUCAGAAGCACCGAUUCGGAGUUUGCUCCCAUGUCAUACGGGGAAGUUCUGUCGGCUCUCCGUUGCACCUUGAUUUCUCUCGGUUUGAGUGCUGAGGAAGCACGUGACUUCACUGUGCACAGCAUGAAAGCAUGUUUACUUGCUGUGAUGGCACAGAGAGGCUUCCGAACCUCGCGCCGUGAAGCGCAAGGACACCACCAACCGUCGGGCCGGAGUGCCCGACUUUAUUCACGGGACGAUAUCUGGCCGGCGCUAGAAGCUCAACGAGCCCUUGUGCAAUCGCUUCGCUCGGGGUGGAUGCCGAGUACGCCUCUGGGGCGUGGGGGACAACAUCCUACCCCCCAACGACCUUUUGUUCAUGUGAAUGUCCCUAGCGAACCAUCGCCCGUGCACCCCAGAUUUCCGCUUUUGGAUGUGUUUCCACCUGAGGUCUCUCAUGAGGCGGUGCAGGUCGAUAGGGAAGAGUCCCAGUCAGCAGGAAGCAGUGAUAUGCAGGCUCCUACGUUGGAGGCCGCUUUAUCUUCAUCCAGUGAGUCGGAGCAGGAUGACGGCACUUCAGGUUCGGUCCGGCGUUCAAGUGGGGCCAUCUCUGCCACUUUCCAGCCUGAGGAGUGCGAUGAGUUCUUGUUCUUGCAGGGGGCAUCAGGUACAGUCCAUGUGGCAGCGCCUCAGGAAGGUGCAUCGGGAACGGCAGCUCAUGCUGAAGGGCACACUGCCCACCUUAGGCCACGGUGUGGAGCCUUGGCCAAGUCUUUUGCAGUUUUGACCACCGUGCCGGUAGGGGCACGCCUUUGCAUGCACGUCGCAUGCAGGCGAGUUUUGGAGCUUUAG
Symbiodinium sp. CCMP2592 is the source of this 2049-nucleotide messenger RNA. Lineage: Eukaryota; Dinophyceae; Suessiales; Symbiodiniaceae. The record is from the annotation of a GenBank genome assembly.